UAAUUACUGUAAAAUAUAGCAGCACAUCUUCCUCAUCUCUAGCAGCUAACAAGUCUGAGACACACUGUUGGGAAUAAAUUUAAUCACGAUUUAGAACAAUCCUGACGUACCGUUUGGAAAGGGGUGGGACUUUACCGUAGACGCCACAGAGCACGCUGGCAACUUGAUUGACAGCAGAGAUAUCCAAUCAGAGUUGCUCCUGUUACGACAGCUCCGCUGUUGGACCCUCAUUAGUUUUGUGGUACUGACAAAUAUGUCUGCCUCAGGGAGUCUCUCUUACCCACCAGCAGUAUGAAGAUGUAAGAAGAGCAUAUGACUGUUUUGGGAUUUUAUUCAGUUGGUUUCCACUUUGUCCCGCUUUAAAUAAGCAACCUUCAGGCAGUAUAAGUCAGGAAAGCAGGCAUCUUAUGGUGCUAGCUAACAGAGAUUUAAGCUAGCUGUCUCUAGUGAACAGACGCCAAUCGUAUCGGUGGCUGGCUAGCUAGCCGAUCAUUUAUCUGAAUUAGCUUAGCUUUCCACCAAGAAAAGACGUGCUUUCUGAAACUGCUGAAUGUCUUGAAGGAUGUCACCAUUUGGAUUUGCCGAUUAUAAUAAGGGGACAUAAUGCCACCAGGACUGACACAUCCUAUUCAGCCUUUCUGGAUCUACAGCCAUUGUAUCGUGUAUCUCAGCAUCAGGCUGGAUUCACCAGGAAUUCUGCAUCCGUGUUCCAUCCACGCAGACCAGGACCAUCAUAAGGAAGAAGGAAAGCACUGAACGGCACUGGGACAGCUGUCUGAUUCCUGUUUCUGGUUUAUGGAAGGAUAAUCCAGACCUGGAAACCCCCAGAUGGAACUUUCUUUUUUUUCAGUUCUUUUUCAUUUUUGAUCCAGUUGUUUCUGGGUAGUUGGUCCAGAGAGGAGGUAUCAUCCAGGGGACAGGGGUUUGGAGGGUGUCUCCAAGCCUCAGUGCUUUAUUCAGGGGCCCGGCCACGUCCCGGGUGAUCAUGACUGUUACAUAACUAACAGUCGCUGUAAGUGGAACAAGGAAACCAGCGGAUCGGAGAGGGUAAUAAUAGUCCCUGUUAGUCCACAUCAGGAACUGGAGUCCGUUCUCCACAAGUCCAUGUACAUGGAUACUAAUGGAUGACCUGCUGGAUUUUCCCCUCAGUAUUUUGAAGAGAAAACAUCAACCAGUUCCUGCUUUUUAUCUUUCAGUCCUAUCUGUAGUGGUCUAAACUGGCCACCAGUGGGGUUCAGGGAUGCCCCGACACAGGAAAACCAGACUACUCCACUGGCCUGCGUACAGACUGCUGAUCUUAAACAAGUUCCUGGACUGAACUGCUUUUCCCUCUUUUUCUAUUUCCACACUGCCUUUUACUGAACUGCUACAGACUUUUCUACACGUCAGAGUCCCACUUUCUACCUUUCUAAAGGGGAGCGCCAGUCAGACCGUCAUCCCCUUCUCUCUGAUUUCUGCUCCUCUAGCAGAACCAGCCUACCUCACCGUGUCCACCUGGAGUUCCCUGGAUCUGGAUCUGCUUGUCCAGCAUCAUAGUGUGCUUUAACUGACGGGUCUAAAUCCACGUCUUUUCAUUUUUCCACACAGCUUGUUUUUAUUGCGCUAUCAUGGUUUCUGAACCUUUUUCGUUGAUUUAAAGUAGCUCGUCUUCAGAAGUGUGUUCUGUUGUGGUGAGGCGGAACGGUUUCUGCUGGCUGACUCCUUCAGAUAACAUAUUUUUCCACAGUGGAUCGGGACUGGUGUAGGAAUACUUUCAUUCCCUCCUGAACUAAGUCUGGUGAUGAACCUGAAAACAGAAGCCAUCCUCUAGCAUUCCUCCAUCUCCUUCCUACCUGCCCUGUUUUCCCACCACUCGUCCAUCCACACCGGACGUUUGAAUGACGGCUUCCUGGGCGUAGCAGUCUAACCAGACCCGCCGGUGACCACACAGGAAGUGAUGCCAGGUAGCAGCAGUAAGAGCGGAGGACGGGGUGCGUCCUCGUCGCCUCUCCCUCACGCUGUGGUCCCGCCCAGCAGACCCCUGAGACCCUCCCGCUACGUUCCGGUGUCGGCGGCCACCUUCUUCCUCGUCGGCUCCACCACGCUCUUCUUCUGCUUCACAUGUCCGUGGCUUUCAGAGCGUUUCUCUGUAGCUGUUCCCAUCUACAAUGGAGCCAUCUUCUUAUUUGUGUUGGCUAACUUCUGUAUGGCCACAUUUAUGGACCCCGGCAUCUUCCCAAGAGCUGAGGAGGACGAGGACAAGGAAGAUGAUUUCCGCGCUCCGCUCUAUAAGACGGUGGAAAUUAGAGGGAUCCAGGUCAGGAUGAAGUGGUGUUCAACCUGCCGGUUUUACAGGCCUCCACGGUGCUCCCACUGCUCCGUCUGUGACAACUGUGUGGAGGACUUCGACCAUCACUGUCCAUGGGUGAACAACUGCAUCGGCAGGAGGAACUACCGCUACUUCUUCCUCUUCCUCCUGUCUCUUACGGCACACAUCAUGGCUGUGUUUGGCUUCGGCCUGCUCUUCAUCCUCUACCAUCAGCAGAACAUCGACCGUCUCCAUGCAAUCGUCACACUGGCUGUAAUGUGUGUUGCAGGUCUGUUCUUCAUCCCCGUUGCUGGUCUUACUGGUUUCCAUGUAGUGCUUGUGGCCAGAGGCAGGACGACCAAUGAGCAGGUGACGGGGAAGUUCAGAGGGGGUGUUAACCCUUUCACUAACGGCUGUUGGAAGAACGUUACUCGUGUCCUCUGCAGCUCUCAGGCACCCAGGUAUCUGGGCAGGAAGAAGUGUGUGCAGAGCGUGAGUGUUCAGCCUCCAUUUCUUCGGCCACAGCUGACAGAAGCCCAGCUGGCUGCAAAGAUCCUGGACAACGGCAUCCAAGGAGACCUGCACAGGUCCAAGUCCAGUCUAGAGAUGAUGGAGAGUCAGUCAUGUGAUGCUGAGCCACCGCCGCCUCCUAAACCGGAGCUGCGUUACCCUGGAGUCAGCAGGGGAAACACUGAGGACUGCAGCCUGCUGAACAAAGCCCCUCCCACCCCCACCAUGUACAAGUACCGGCCUACCUACAGCCCAGGAAAGAACCACACAGCACUGACGCAUGCCUAUGCUAACCAGUUAAGUCGAGGUGAGAGUGUCGGCAGUGCCAGGGACUCCUCCUCCUCCACCUCCUCCCUCCUCCAAGCCAGCCAGCAGCCUGGUUUCCGCUCGCAGCCCAGUCUGGACCGGAGGGAGGCUUCAUCAGACAGAGUGGGGGGGACCGCUGGAGGGGAGAGGAGGGAAGGAGGAGGGGGGGGGAUCCCUGGCUACUCCCUGGGUGGGCGCUCCUACCCCUCCUUUUCAGAUCCCACCGUCCUUUCCGGAGUGGCAUCUCGAUCUUCCAGCUCCACCCACACCUCAGCGGGCGCCGCCCACAUCUCCGAGGCAACGACCACCUCUGCCAGCUUCAAAAGUUUAGCCAAUCAGACACCACCACCUCACCAUCCGUCUCGUAAUGGCAGCUUGUCCUACGACAGUUUAUUGGCCGGGGGAGAUGAGUUUGACAAAGGCAGGGUGUCUGGUCCUGCAGCCCCUGAUGUUCCUUCUGGGAGACCCUGUACACCAGCGACAGGCAGCUACGGUUCUUCCUUCCUGUCCCAGCAGAGAGACGCCGACAUCCAGUCCCAGUCCUCCCAGUCCCCCCAUCACCACCACCACACCUCACACCACCACCACCCCUUCCUUCACCGCUCCUCCUCCUCUACCACCUCCUCCUCCCCACCUCCUCCCCCAGAGAGGGAACGCCUGCUGGUGGAGCCCCACCCCGGGGCCAAUCAGAUAUCCUCAGCCCCACCCCCCCCACACCACCAUCACCAUCACCACCACCACCACCACUCUCACCAUCACCACCACCACUCCUCCCACGCUCCUCGCUUCACUGCCCCACAGCCCCACCACGCCUAUCCUUACCGCACACGCUCUACAGACACCCCCCUGGGCCCCUCCUCCACCACCCACCCUACCCACUCCCCACACCCCCCACCCCUUGGCAAGUCGCUCUCCUACUCGAGCGCUGCCGCCGCCGAAAUGCAGUACCGGCUGGUCCGCAAGGCGUCGGCGUCGGCUGGAGCCAACGCAGCGGGGGCAGGAGGAGGAGGAGCAAUACCGGCACCAAAGGAUGAACUGAUCCAGAUGAAACCUCUGAAUCGGACCAACGGCAGCCAGUCCUUUUCUCCCUCCUCAUCCUCCUGUUCUGCCCCUUCCUCCCCUUCUCGGCCCAUGACAGCACCUGCCCGGCCUGUAACGACUCGGCCCAGCGUGGCAUUGCCGCAGAGCACCACCCACAAGCCGCAGGGCAGCGGGGUAAAGAAGGUGACAGGCGUCGGGGGAACUACCUAUGAGAUUUCAGUGUAAACAGCAGCCCACCUGCUGUCCACUUGUCCUCAGACACCCUGCAGAUGACAUACCGGCUGUUCUUCUGUGGAUCUUACUGGACCAAACUGAUCCUGUGAGGAGGCGUUAGCAUAGCAGUGCUAGCAUUAGCACUGCCAGGACCUGGAUCACAAGGACCCACCAGACCAGGCACUUACAACUGCUUUAAAAAGAUUAAAGUUAGCAUUUUGAGACUCCAGCUGGUCUCAUCAGACCUAUUUAUAGAUUUCACCCUGAUCUGAGUCAUUGAUCAGUCUGUGGAAGCUGUUCAGAGCAAACUGAAGGUUUUUUAAUCAUCAUACUGGUUCCAGUAACAGCACGGUGCUGUUAGGACCAAGAACACCAGGACAUUUGUGUAAACACGUGUUGUGAUGCAUGAAAUCAAUAAUGCAGCCCGAACAGAAUCCCUCUAACCUGUCGUCUCCUGGAGGUCACGGUCACACCUGAAGAUAUAAACCAGAGUGACUGGAGGCUGGGAGAGGGGCACCAGUCAGCUUCUCCAUCGGUGAUGAUGGAGCAGGAAACCAAACGUUUAGGG
Molecule: messenger RNA, 4925 nt
Organism: Melanotaenia boesemani (Boeseman's rainbowfish)
Lineage: Eukaryota; Metazoa; Chordata; Actinopteri; Atheriniformes; Melanotaeniidae
Product: palmitoyltransferase ZDHHC5-A-like
Exons: 13
Coding region: 1937-4369 (810 amino acids)
Biological process (GO): protein palmitoylation
Molecular function (GO): palmitoyltransferase activity
Source: RefSeq, a predicted model, not a curated record